Molecule: messenger RNA, 4407 nt
Organism: Argentina anserina (silverweed cinquefoil)
Lineage: Eukaryota; Viridiplantae; Streptophyta; Magnoliopsida; Rosales; Rosaceae
Product: protein ALWAYS EARLY 2
Exons: 20
Coding region: 623-4060 (1145 amino acids)
Biological process (GO): regulation of transcription by RNA polymerase II; DNA-templated transcription; regulation of cell cycle
Cellular component (GO): transcription repressor complex; nucleoplasm
Molecular function (GO): DNA binding
Source: RefSeq, a predicted model, not a curated record
GUUUCGCGGCAACAUCUCUUCUCUCUCUCUCUCUGUUUCUCUCUCCUCGCCGCCUCCAUCUUUCUCUCUCUGGAAAAAUCCCUUGCUCACUCUUUUCUGUUUCUCUCUCUAGAAAAUCUGUCUCCGUCUCUCUGAUGGUUCAAUUUGGAUUCGCAUAAACCCUACCGGCGAGUAAGUGCGUCUCCGAUCUGGUUAUGGUUUUAGGGUUUUGAGAUGAGUUAGGUGGCGCUGGAAUUGGUUUUGAUUCAGUUUUGUUUUUGCGGUGAGGAUUUGUGUUUGUUUGGUGUAAGAGGCUGUACAAUUCGGUUUCCGGCGGCCGGGAGUGGCUGGCCGGAGACUGGGGCUUUGAAUUUUGGGGCUCAAUCUCGAAAUGUGGUGUGGUUUUUCGGGGAAUUGAGCGGUUCUGGAGUUGAAUUUGAAUUUGGGGUUUGUGGGGUUUUGGAGGUUUGUGGUUUUGGAUUUUAAGGUUUGAGCUUUUUGAAUUGGAGAGUUGGAAAUCAACUGUUUCGGUUUUGGCUGUUUGGGAAUUUGGUUCUGGAUUGCUUUGAAUUGCUUGUGUUUUGAUGGGUGUGUUACUCUGUGGUUUGUUGAUCAGUGUUUGAGAUAGGUGAAGAGUUUUCCGAUGGCGCCAACAAGGAGAGCUAAAGCUGUGAAACGGUAUUCAAAUGUGAGUGAGGCCUCCCCUGGUGUUGUCAAAAAUAAGCAAGGGAAGAGAAAGUUUUCCGACCAAAUAGGACCGCCGUGGAGCGAAAAAGAGCUUGAGCGAUUCUAUGACGCCUACCGGAAAUAUGGGCAAAAUUGGAAGAAGGUGGCUGCUGUAGUGCGCAACAGAAAUGCUGAGAUGGUGGAGUCUCUUUACAAUAUUUCCCGGGCGUACUUGUCAUUGCCAGAGGGCUAUUCUACUGUUGUUGGCUUCAAAGCAAUGAUGAAAGACCAUUAUAAUGCUAAUGCUAUGGAUGACAGUGAAAGCGAACAGGAAAGCAAUGAUGUUGUAAGAUAUUCCCGGAAACCCCAGAAACGUAAGCCCGGUAAAGAUAGCGUGUCAAAAGACAUGUUCCAUUCUCAUUUGGUUGCUUCAGCAGAUGGAUGCCUAUCAUACUUAAAACGGAGAAGACUUGAUGGUAACCAGCCUCGCGCAGUUGGGAAGAGGACACCUCGCUUCCCAGUUCAAUAUUCAUCUAAGAAAGAUGAUGGAGAAAGUUAUGCAUCUCCAUUUAGAAAGGGUCGGAAAGAGGCAGAUAAUGAUUAUGAUGUUGCCGAAGUUGCAGCAUUAUUAACUGAGGCUUCUCAUAGAGGAGGCUCUCCCCAACUUUCGCAAACACCAUACGUAAGAUCUUCUGUCCAGAGCUCCCAAAGAACGCCUCCACUUUUACGCAAAUCCCGUCGUGAUGCUUCAUUGGAAGAAGACUGGCUGGAAGGCAGUGUAGGAAGUAGAGGGGCUGAAACUGGAGAUUAUACCAGAGACAGUAGUUUCUUGAUGGAUAUGGAAGGUGUAGGCACUGUAGAAAUUAAUAGGAAGGGAAAGAAAGACAAAGCUAAAGACAUUAGAAACCAUCAAUUUGAUGAUGGUGGUGAAGCAUGUAGCGGAACUGAAGAAGGACUUAAUGUCAGUACCAAGGGAAAACUUGAUAUUGAAGCUUCAAAUGCAAAAGGAGAUCGGUUUUCCUCACAAGUUCGAAGGAAGGAUAAAUUAUACUGUGGAGAUGAUAGUGAACUGGAUGCUCUGCAAACUUUGGCUGAUUUGUCACUGAUGAUGCCAGCAUCCACAAUGGAAUCUGGACCCUCAAUGCAGUUGAAGGAUGAAAAAACAACCUCUGAAAUGGAAGAAAAAUCGAACAUACCUAAAUCCACAUCUACCAGCCAAUUUAGAAGCAAGAAUAAGCUCCCAGGGGGUAAAUUGGGAGAACCCAUAGCAGAUUCUCAAACAGAGGGUACUAAUGCCAAAAAGUCCAAACUUGCAAGAGACGUGACAACCGUUGAUAUCAAUGUUGUCUCUGAAUCAGAACAACCCCACUCUACCAGCAAAUCAUUGAGAAGGAAGCGGAAACCCUCAAGACUAAAGUUGCAGAUGUCAAAUGCAGAAGAAAAUAUCGAUCCUACUGUGAAUGAACCUUCAAAUUCUGAGGCCAUAUGUCAGGAAGAGAAUAAACCAGUGGUUAAGGGAAAACGUACUGGUCAAAUUUCCACUCCAUCAAAGGAAUGGAAAUCGGUCAGACCAGCAGACGGCUCUCUGAAUAGUGAUUUUGGGCAACCUGUGAGUAAUUUAAUGACAUCAACCGCAGAAAAUCUCACUGCAAACCAAGUUCAUUCCCGUAGUAAACAAAGAAGUAGACGUAAACGGUAUAUCCCCAGAUCAGCGGUGCCCAAGUCAUCUGAGAACAUAUUAAAAACUCAACUUCUUCAUAAAGAGUUCAACUCAGUGCAGGACAGAGUUCUCUAUCUCAAGGAGAAGAUGUCUUGUUGUUUGUCAUCACAUCUGGUACGUAGAUGGUGCACAUUUGAGUGGUUUUAUAGUGCGAUUGAUUACCCUUGGUUUGUCAAAAGAGAGUUUGAGGAAUACUUAAAUCAUGUUGGACUUGGGCAUGUUCCGAGGCUAACUCGAGUUGAAUGGGGUGUGAUUAGAAGUUGCCUGGGAAGACCUCGAAGGUUAUCUGAGCAUUUCCUACGUGAAGAAAGAGAUAAACUCAAACAAUAUCGGGAAUCUGUGAGAGGACAUUAUGCCGAACUCCGCAGUGGUGUUAAGGAGGGACUCCCAACAGAUUUGGCAAGACCUUUAUCAGUUGGACAACGUGUCAUUGCCCUUCAUCCCAAAACAAGAGAGAUUCACGAUGGAAGUGUACUCACUGUUGAUCAUGAUAAGUGCAGGGUUCAGUUUGAUUGUCCAGAAAUAGGAGUUGAAUUUGUCAUGGAUGUGGAUUGCAUGCCUUCAAAUCCAUUGGAUAACAUGCCAGAAGCACUUAAGAGACAGAAUGUUACUUUUGACAAAUUCCCUCUCACAUUACCCCAUCUGAAUGGAAAUUUAAAUUUUGAAAGACCUGUGAUGGAAGUUUCCAGUGGGCAUGUAGAGAAAGAACCCAGCCCCAUGAAUACUUCACUACAGCAUGGAAAGGGGGAUACAGACCACAUAAUUUCACAACCAAGAGAAACAUCUGUUGAAAUUUCUGGGUCACACACAGCGGGUACUCAGCCUGGUGUGGUGGCACACAAUCAAGCAAGGGAAGUUGAUAUUCGAGCUCUUUCGGACCUGAAUCGUGCUCUUGAUAAAAAGAAAGCAUUGUUGAUGGAGCUUAGCAAAAUUAAUAACAUCCUGGAAAACCAGAACAGUGGGGAAUGCUCUUUAAAAGAUUGCGAUAAGAAGCAUUACGCCACAGUACUUGUACAGCUAAAUGAAGCCAGUGGCCAGGUCUCUUCGGCUUUGCUUGGUCUGAGGCAACGCAAUACUUACCCUGUAAAUACCUUGCCUCCUCCGCUAAAACACCCAACGAAUUUCACUGUCUUCAGCAGCCUCCCUACUUCUUUUGAUAUAUCAAUUUCUCAAGAGUCAGGAUCCAGCGUUGCUGAAAUUGUAGAAGUUUCAAGAUUGAAAGCACAUACAUUGGUAAAUGCUGCUGUUCAGGCAAUGUCAUCAAGGAAGGAAGGGGAAGAAGCUUAUGUAAGGGUAAGAAGGGCUCUGGAUUCCAUUGAUAUUCAGAAUUGGACAUCAGACUCUAAGUCAGCAGUGACCAGGAUUCAUGAGCCGGUCAAUGGCACUUUGGGACUUCACAAUCAGUCAUCAGAGCCCAACCUUACUAGUGAUUCAUCUGGUCCCAAGUUACAUACUCAGACAGAUAAAACUGAAUCACGGAUGCUUUCGGAGGUUAUCACUGCUUGCGUCAUGGCUGUGCACAUGAUACAGACAUGUACUGAACGACAAUAUCCUCCGGCUGUUGUGGCGCAAGUAUUAGAUUAUGCAGUCACAUGCUUCCAUCCACGUUGUCCCCAAAAUGUUGGAAUGUACAGAGAAAUUCAAAUGUGCAUGGGCAGAAUUAAGACCCAGAUAUUAGCACUCGUGCCUACUUGAGUAUAUUAGACUCAUUGAUUUCUUGGUGUCAUUUGGAUUACAUAAGUUAUUACCAUCUGCCAGAAGCAACUCGAGAAUUGCUUGGUUAUUCCAAGAAACAUGUGAAUUAGAAGCACCUUCCUGUAUAGACAUGAGUAUAGAUUAGAGUAUCGGUUUCUACUUCUUGGUUUUUCAGCUCCCCUUUCUUUUGUAACCUGUAUGUGAUAUAUGCCUUGGGGCCAAAAUAAAUAGAUGGUGAUUAUUAAAAGAUGCGAGCAAUCAUCCCGCCAUUGAUAACUGUAAUUCAGUUAUGGCGAAAUCUUUUAUUCCUUUCUGAAUAUAUGUUGUAGCUUUCUCAUCUUGGUGUU